UCGUUUCGUUUUAAAAGAAAUGACAACAAUAAGUCACGUUUUUAAUUGCAACUGUCGCUCGAGCGGGCAAGUUGUGUGGAGCGCAGAUUUGUUCGAACCAAAAGCAAAAUGUUGAGCAAACUAUACGAUGUUGUAACAAGACCCAGUACAGUAAAGGAAGCUUACGAUUACAUGCCAUAUCAUGGAGCCAUAUUACCGAUGAUAAUUGUCAACAUCUUCUUUGCCGUGUUCGCCUUUCGGCUGGGACCAUGGCUGAUGCGAAACCGUCAGCCCUUCAAUCUCAAACGCAUUCUUAUGGUCUAUAACAUAUUCCAGAUUAUAUACAACACUUACAUGACCGGUCUGAGUAUAUACUUAUUAUAUUGGUAUGUCGAUGCAUCAGGUGGAUUUUCCUGCAUACGGCAUUUAGACAAUGAUCACCCGGUUAAGAAUUUCGAAAUAUUCUGUGCUUAUUUGUGUCUGGUCAACAAGUUCAUCGAUUACAUGGAAACGUUGUUUUUCAUACUGCGCAAGAGCUUCAAACAAGUAACGGUACUGCAUGUCUACCAUCACAUAAUGAUGACGAGCUUCGUGUACGUCUACAUUACGAACCAAGGUGUAGGCGGUCAUGGCGCCACAGUUCUCAUGCUCAACGCAUUGGUGCAUGCCGUAAUGUAUGUUUACUAUCUGAUGAGUUCCAUCAAUCCAGAGCUGAAGAAAUCGUUAUGGUGGAAAAAGUAUAUCACACAAAUGCAGAUAGUACAAUUCGUAAUUGACUUUGUCCAUCAAAUGUGGCCAGUGGUGGUGGUGCGCGACUGUCCCAUUGCUAAGCGUUGGAACUUCGUAUUUGCGCUGCAGGCCGUGGUUAUGCUGUAUAUGUUCGGCAACUUCUACAUUAAGACCUAUAUUAGGAAACCGAAGGCUUUGAAGACGGAUGACAAGCAAUUGUAAACACGAGGCCCAACUGGGUCAUACUCAAGGUUGGUUUGUUCAUCGACAGCCAACUGCUCAACCUUGUAAUUAUUGGCUUUAUUAUGUGAUAUUGAAUUUAAUAACUAUUUUUAAUUGAGAAAUCUAAGUUUUUUUUUUUUUUUUGAAAACUGCUAAUCAACAUACAACACACAUACUUAUUAAAUAAAUGAAAAUACUUGUGA
Messenger RNA from Zeugodacus cucurbitae (melon fly), 1133 nucleotides. RefSeq names its product elongation of very long chain fatty acids protein F. Gene Ontology annotation, molecular function: fatty acid elongase activity. Gene Ontology annotation, cellular component: endoplasmic reticulum membrane. Lineage: Eukaryota; Metazoa; Arthropoda; Insecta; Diptera; Tephritidae. The record is from RefSeq and is a predicted model, not a curated record. The transcript is spliced from 3 exons. Bases 109 to 930 code for a protein of 273 amino acids. Gene Ontology annotation, biological process: fatty acid elongation, monounsaturated fatty acid; very long-chain fatty acid biosynthetic process; fatty acid elongation, polyunsaturated fatty acid.